Molecule: messenger RNA, 1433 nt
Organism: Pseudoliparis swirei
Lineage: Eukaryota; Metazoa; Chordata; Actinopteri; Perciformes; Liparidae
Product: tyrosyl-DNA phosphodiesterase 2-like
Exons: 6
Coding region: 151-1068 (305 amino acids)
Biological process (GO): double-strand break repair
Cellular component (GO): cytoplasm; PML body
Molecular function (GO): single-stranded DNA binding; 5'-tyrosyl-DNA phosphodiesterase activity
Source: RefSeq, a predicted model, not a curated record
AACGUGUAGCUGUUUCCCGUACAACCGAAAGUGCAGCGUUAUUUCCUCACGCGAGUCCCUUUAUGACUCCGCGGUGCUUCACCGGUGUAAUCCUGGGUAAAGCCCACCUCGGAUGAGUCUUUUAAAGAGCUAAUAAACGGGACUCGGAUCAUGGAGGACGUUUGUGGCAGAGAAAGAAAGAUCACAAGCAGUACCACAAGCAACAGAAAGCAGGGAGAGGAAAACCCUGCAGGAAACAGAAACGAGGCAGGGGACGGGGCUGCUGUCUGCAGCGACGGCGCGGAGCAUCAGCCGGACGAGGAGGACAACAACACACUGUCGCUGAUCUCCUGGAAUGUGGAUGGACUCGAUGAAGAGGAGCAGCCGGAGAGAGCAAGGGGCCUCUGCUCCUACUUAAUCUCACACUCCCCGGACGUGGUGCUGCUUCAGGAGCUCAUCCAACCAUACACCCUCUUCGUGAAGAAACACCUGGCGGACAACUACGCCUUCAUCGAAGGUGGUAAGGAGAAUUACUUCAUCGGGAUGAUGCUGAAGAAGUCUCGAAUCACACUGCUGGACAGUGAGAUAGUCACCUAUCCAACCACCAGCAUGAUGAGGAACCUGCUCGUGGCUCAGGUGCUGUUCAAAGGCCAGAAGUUUUGCCUCAUGACGUCCCACUUCGAGAGCUGCAAGGCCAACGCAGGAGAGCGGAUGAGGCAGCUGAGACUGGUGAUGAAGAGGAUGGCAGAGGUGCCCGAUGACGUCACCGCCCUGUUUGGAGGAGACACCAACCUGAGGGAUGCUGAGGUGGGCAAGGUGGGCCUUCCCGACUGCGUCUGCGACGUGUGGGAGCAGCUGGGGGAGCCGGAGCACUGCCGCUACACGUGGGACACUCACGCCAACACCAACAACGACCACCGCUACAAGAGCCGCUUCCGCUUCGACCGGCUGUACCUGCGGCGGGCGGCCGGGGACGGCGUCCCGCAGCUGGAGCCCGACAGCAUGGCCUUGAUCGGGAUGGAGAAGCUCAAGUGUGGCUGCUACACCAGCGACCACUGGGGCAUCUACUGCACGCUGUCCGCUCAGUAGAAACAAGACGAGCUGAAGCCCCUCCGAGGGUCCGCCGUCCUCGCAACGCACCGUCAUUCUUCUCUUUUGUUUAUGUGUGCGUCGUCGGACGUCUGCACAGUCUGUGUUUUUUAAUGUUUGUGUAAUGAUCUGAUACUUAGAUGUGAGUAGAAGCUCUAACGUGUGUAGUGUGUAAUAUGUAGUGCACAAAGAAAGUAGAGGAGCAACUCACAGGUGCAACACAUUAAAGUGAAUGUGGAUGAUUUUAAAUACACUUUUUAUCACAGUGUAUGGCAGUAACUGCAUGAUGUAAUACGACAACCAUUAGUACAAUAAUGAGGCUUCAAUGUAACAUUUGUCAAUAAUUAAAGAAAUACAAAAACGAA